UAAGGAAGAGCCGUGGGUACCAUCGGUGGGGAUGAACGUCUGCGAACCAGACAUUUCGGAUAAACUAUUCGUUUGUAAUAGACCUGUUUACAUUGUUCCUUGAUUGGCUUCUCAUCCAAACAACGGGAUGCAUCUUCCUUUUCCGGGUUGGAUUAUUUUUAAGGCACCACCAAGAUGGCGUCUAAUACAAGAGUGUCCAUCCUCGACUACUUCAAUAUUGUAUUUGAAGGAGAAAAUGGGAAGAUUGAAUCCAACUGUAAGGCGUGUGGUACCAGGAUUCAAGCAAAGCGCACGGUCACAUCCAACUUCGUUACACACCUAAAGCGCAAACACCAGGCCAUGUACGAUGAGUUUGUGAGGCGGAAAGAUGUCAAAAGAGAAGCCUACUCGUCUGGAACCCUGCAGACCUUCUCCGCCAACACCAGCGGUGGCGGCGGGUCCAGAGCCUCCUUCCAAAACCCCGGCACCACGCAGGUGGUGAAAUUUGACCGCGGCGACCCGCGACAGACUCUGGUAUCGGAGGCCAUAGCCAAGAUGAUCGUGCGGGACCUGCAGCCGGUCCAGAUCGUGGAGAACGAGGGCUUCCGCGAGCUCCUUAAGCUGCUGGAGCCGCGCUACACUCCCGAGCCCUGCCACUACAUCCAGCAGCAGCUGCUGCCUGCAUACGCGUACCAGGUCCAGCUGGCCACCAAGCAGGCCCUGAUUGGAGCAGAGUCCUGCAGCGUGACCCUUGACCUGUGGAGAGCGGGGGCUGGGGCCGGAGCGAGCGGCUACCUGGGCGUCACCUGUCACUUCAUCACCACCGACUGGCAGAUGAAGACGGCGCUCUUGGCCUGCGUGCACCUCACGGGCCACCACAUCCCCCAGCGCGUGCUCUCGGAGUUUGAGGAGAUCUCCCACGCCCACGGCAUCGCCGGGAUGGUGUUCCGCGUGGUGGCCGACCUGUCGCCCUGUGACACCAGACCCCCGUUACGACUGCCAGGAUUCAGCCUGCACUGCAACGGAGAGGAGGACGAGGACGAGGAGGAGGAAGAGGAGAGCAGCGAUGAAGAGACGGGUGUGGGUGGUGAGGCCAAAGACGCAGCCAUGGCAGGUGUAGUAGGCAUGGAUAACAACAUGGACAGCUCCCUGGGCCAGUGCUUGGGCCGCUGCCGCAUAGACUGUUUCGCCCGCUCGCUGGGUCUGUGCGUGCGGGAAGGUCUCCGCUCCUCAACGCAGAUCUCCAUCGUCCUGGCCAAGGCGGCGUGCUUUUACAACUACGUCACGGCCACCGUGGCUCCUGAGAAACUCGGACAGGUGUUCGGCCCAGGGAUGAGUCCAGUAGCCUCCGCACAACAAGCCUCCUCCCACACCACCACCACCACCACUAGCCAGGCCGGCGACCGGCUGCUGUGGAACGUCCAGCUGAAGGCCGUGAGGCGCAUGCUGGAGUCUCUGGACUUCCUGGAGGACAUCGUGGACAGGCAGGACCUGGCCCUCAGCGGCCUGGAGAAGGCACUCCUCCGGGAGCUGGUGGAGGUGCUGGAGCCCUUUGAGGAGGCCACGGACAUGGUGCUGGUGGUGGACAAACACGUGGCCAUCAGCCUGGCUCUGCCCUGCGUGCUGGGCCUGCGCAAGCACCUGUCGGAAACGACCACCGCAACUAACACGCGACACUGCACCGCCAUCGUCGCCAGCCUGGCCCAGGCGCUCGAUCGCAGGCUAGCCGGCAUCCUGGAGGACCCGCUCUACGUGACGGCUACGACCCUCGACCCGCAGUUCAAGCUGACGUGGAGCAGCGACACCGACUGGCACAAGCAGGUGCUCCUGGAGGAGAUAGCCAAGCACACCCAGUCGCCCGCCAUCAGCCCCACCGAGGCCAGCCCCCUCGAGGCGGCCCAGGCGGCUCAACCCUCGCCGUCCAAGCGCGGCAGCAAGCUGUUCUCCUUCAUCAAGCAGAGGCCCACCACGCAGGCCAAGAGCCUGGAGCAGGAGCUGGCCGCCUACCUGCACGAGGGCCCCACGGAGGAGGAGCCGCUGCACUACUGGAGGCGCAAGUCCAUCGACUUCCCUCUGCUGGCGCAGGUGGCCAAGAAGGUGUUCACCGUGCCCGCCACCACCACGGCUGUGGAGAGGAUAUUCAGCACCGUCGGGAAGCAGAGCGCCGGGGCGGGGGCCGAGAGGUGCCGGCAACUACCAAAGAACCUGGAAACGCUUAUAUAUUUGAAGGCCAAUUAUAAGUUGCUCUGGACAUAAGCUAUAUACUUACCUAUAUACUAAGAAGCUGGUUCAGGAGUUAACCAGACUAAGUUAAGUCAAGUUAAGUUAAUUAUCUAAUAGAAGAGCCUGAAGUCUUAAGAAAAUGAGGACUCCAGACUCUUCUAUGAGAUGAUUUACCUCUUAACUUAACCUGGUUCAUUCCUGCACCAGCUUCUAGUAUACAGUAUGUACCCCCAUGGAAUUGGCCAGAGAGGAACUCUGCAGGAGCUUUCGUCUCCUGGCAUGAUUCUCUUUCAAGACUUUGACAUUGAUAAAGUUUAUAGGCCUGAUGGCUCACGUCAAGUGCAAAUCCAAAUGCAAUUUGCAAGUGCAGAGCUGCAAGUGUGACCAAAAACAUAAUCAGAUGAUCUGUCUGUUAUGUACGUACUGUAUCUUUGAAGUAACGAAUCAUUUAUAUACAACACUCUUACUGUAUACCAAUGGCAACUAAUUAAAGUAGUUUAGAACCCA
Engraulis encrasicolus (European anchovy) is the source of this 2709-nucleotide messenger RNA. Its product is annotated as zinc finger BED domain-containing protein 4. Gene Ontology annotation, cellular component: nucleus. Bases 175 to 2235 code for a protein of 686 amino acids. Gene Ontology annotation, molecular function: protein dimerization activity. Gene Ontology annotation, biological process: regulation of transcription by RNA polymerase II. Lineage: Eukaryota; Metazoa; Chordata; Actinopteri; Clupeiformes; Engraulidae. The record is from RefSeq and is a predicted model, not a curated record. The transcript is spliced from 4 exons.